Molecule: messenger RNA, 4587 nt
Organism: Cricetulus griseus (Chinese hamster)
Lineage: Eukaryota; Metazoa; Chordata; Mammalia; Rodentia; Cricetidae
Source: RefSeq, a predicted model, not a curated record
GCAUUGAGAACCUUCCCUGUGAACUUCAGAGGAACUUCCAGCUGAUGAGAGAGCUAGACCAGAGAACAGAAGAUAAGAAAGCAGAGAUCGACAUCCUGGCUGCAGAGUAUAUUUCCACAGUGAAGACUCUUUCUUCAGAGCAGCGUGUGGAGCACCUACAGAAGAUCCAGAGCGCCUACAACAAGUGCAAGGAGUACAGCGAUGACAAGGUGCAGCUGGCCAUGCAGACCUAUGAGAUGGUGGAUAAACACAUCCGAAGGCUUGAUGCUGACCUGGCGCGCUUUGAGGCUGACUUGAAGGACAGAAUGGACGGAAGUGACUUUGAAAGCACUGGACCACGAAGCUUGAAAAAAGGUCGGAGUCAGAAAGAAAAAAGAAGCUCCCGGGGCCGAGGCAGGAGAACAUCAGAAGAGGACACUCCAAAGAAGAAGAAGCAUAAAAGCGGGUCUGAGUUUACUGACAGCAUCCUCUCUGUGCACCCCUCUGACGUGCUGGACAUGCCUGUGGAUCCGAAUGAGCCUACAUACUGCCUGUGCCACCAGGUGUCCUACGGGGAGAUGAUUGGCUGUGACAAUCCAGACUGUCCAAUUGAGUGGUUUCACUUUGCCUGCGUGGAUCUCACCACAAAGCCCAAAGGAAAGUGGUUCUGUCCACGAUGUGUUCAGGAGAAGAGGAAGAAGAAGUAGAGCAGAGGCUGUUGUGCCAGACUGAAGAGCAAGCUAAUAUAUUUCUUCACUCAUGUUGCAAUAUUAUCUUUCAUUUUAAAACUACCUUAUUUCAACUGAUAUUUAAAAAUCCAGUGGCCAGUUGUCAUUUUGGAUAUUUCCCAAAAUAAGAAGCCACUGCACCAUUUGCACAGAACAAUCUCACAGGGACUUGCCACGGUGACUUUACAUGCAGGCUCCCCUCUCCUGCAACCUCCCAGCACUGGGAAAGGCAACACCACCUGUGGUGAGUGUCACUUGGGGCUGUAGGCCAAGUGCGUGGUGCAGGGUGAACACGUUUUAACCUGGUGUACUGCCACUGUUUUGUGACUUGAGGGUCAGCCUUGAGUGUCCAUGUUUUCCAGGACUGUCUUGUGGCCUCAUGGAAGCACAGCUGUUGCUCUGUGAGCAAAAUGUUAUCAGGCGCUGUCCCAUGUUAUGCUCUGACCCUGACCGAAGCCCAGGGACUCCUGGCCAACAUACCUCUGAUGUGUCUGGAAAGGACUGGCAGCUCUUCCCAGGUGGAAGUGCUCUCUGAUUAUGCCCAGCCUUUUCAGUGUGAACUUCCAGCCCUCCCUGGAGAGUCAGCUUCCAUUAGCCUUGGACUGUCCCUUAUCACAACCAGCACCGCCCAACAGCGGACAAACAGCCAGGCUGAGCUUCCACCUCUCUGGGAAUUCCUGACUUUUUUUUUUACUGUGAAGAUGAAAUUAUUGUAAUAGCAUGAAGGUCAUGGGUCUGUGUGUCUCCGACGUGAGUCUGUCUGCUGUGAGCUGAUUUUAGAACUCUGCUGUGUUGCAUCCCACUAGACCAGGAAGCCUACAUUCAGGGGGAUUACAAUUACGUGACAUGAUUUGUGAAUUUGUGUGCCCAAUAGCAGUUCUAGAAUGAAGGUAGGAAACUAGAGUUAUUCUUUGUUUAGCCAGUGUUCACAAAACCAGUGUUGAACUGUCUUUUGGAAAUAUUUGGGGGGCGGGGACAUAUACACAGGGCCUGUUGAGGUGUACCUGUGGUGGCUCCUUAAGUGUGACAGGGUCAUGAGGGUUUCCUUUGACUUUGGUAUGUUUCCCAGUGUCUCAGGCUCUCUGAGAACUAAGAAGGCCUGUCCUUGGCCUCACGCCAGAAAACGACCCACAAAACAGAGCUGGGUUACACAAUUUCCAAUUUAAGGAGACGCCAGUUUUUUAUCUGAAGACAGGCACAUUAUUUUAAGGUGGUCAUGUCUAAGUAGAUAGGUUUCCCUCCCACUUUAUCCAAGGAAAGGAAACAAAACAGAGGAAGUUGUAUCUGCUCCACAUCAUGCCAUCACGGUCAUGUUCCUACUGGACAGGGUGUCCUCCACAGCCUGUCCCAGCAAGAGAGAGAGAGAGACAGGAAUGGCUUGUGUUCGUGCUACUGAGUAAGUUGGUCCAUGUUGACCUUUCCUGGGCAGCAGGUGCUAAGCAACAGUGUAAGCUUGUCUCCAGACUAGGAGGAGCUUUGGAAAUGCGGUUCCUGUGGUCUCUGGGUUUGAGGGGCUGGCUUUCUUCUUUAGGACCACCUCUCAGGCUUAGAUGUGAUAGACAUUUUCAUUUUUUGGUUUUGUUUUGUUUUGUUUGGUUUUUGAUUUUUGGAGACAGGGUUUCUCUCCUGGAACUAGUUCUGUAGACUAGGCUGGCCUUGAACUCAGAGAUUUGUCUGCCUCUGCCUCCUGAGUGCUGGAAUUAAAGGUAUACGCUACCACCAUCAGCUAGACAUUUUCAUUUCUUAGCCUUUUGUUGUUCUAAAGCUUUGUGAGGAUAAGUUACAGGUGGUUUUUUUUGUUGUUUUGUUUUUCCCUUUUCCCUUUUUAUUUUAAAGACCAGGUCUUAUGUAUCCUAGGCUUGCUUUGAGCUCACAGUGUAGCUGAAGAUAACUUUGAUCUUUUGAUCGUCCUUCCUGCAUCUCCCAAAUGCUAAGGUUACAGAUGUGCACUAACAGGUCUGGCUUUGCAAUGUUAGGGACCAAACCCAGAACUUUUUUUUUUUUUUCUUUUUUUGCUUUUUUGAGACAGGGUUUCUCUGUAUAGUCCUGGCUGCCCUAGAGCUCACUCUGUAGUCCAGGCUGGCCUUGAACUCACAGAGAUCUGCAUGUCUCUACCUCCCGAGUGCUUUUUUUCCCCUUCAGUCCUAGGGGUCAGGCCUCAUGCAUCCUUUAAUUUAAUUUAAUUUAUUUGGAGGCAGGGCCUAAUUAUGUAGCUCAGACUAGCUUUGAACUAGCAGUCACCCUGCCUGAGCCAUGAAAUAUUGGGAUUAUAGGCAUGUGCCACCUGUAAUAUCUGGACCUCUUGUAAUUUCUGUAAGCACAAGAAGUUUUAAAUCAGAUCUUGCCUGAUAAUGCCUUAGCAGCUGAGUAAUACCUGAGAUGCAGCCUGAGGCAGAGGAGCGUUUCCUAGUGGAGGUGCUAGAGGCUGGCUACACUCCAUUUUCUGGCUUCCUGAGGUCAUGCUGGCUUCCCUGACUUCCACCUGGGGCCAUCCUACAUAGUGACUUUUGACUUAUUUAUUUUUGCAAAUUUCUCUAUCUGCUUUUCCCCCCUUCUUUUGACAGUUAUAAUGAUGCCCCUCCCCCAAUAAGAUGCAAAUAGCUUGGAAACAAAAGAGUUCAUGGGUUUGGGGAAUAAUUAGCCUACCUUGUGUGAAGCUCAGUGUAGCAUUGUUUGUGUGGUGGUGAGCAAAGCCACCUUCCAAAAAUGAUGGUCUAGGCUUGAUCCUUGGCAACGAAACAGCAACAGAGAAGCAGGAAGGAAAGUUUGUUGUGUCCUCGCCAACACACUGAUGGAGUGCUUGUCCCUUUGUUACUGUCUGUGAGCAAGGAAGGAGGAUGUUCGAGGAGAAGUCAAGCAGCAGCUCCAGCUCGGGUGCUGUGCCGCUGGGCACCUUUCCGGAAGCCCUAGCUAGCUGUCUCCAUCGUUGGACCAGAUACUCUUUCACGACUGCCCAUCGAGACCUGACUCUUGAGCUGUCCUUGCUUCUUGGACAGUGUGUGGGUAGGGUGACCCCACAGGUCACUAUGGCAGCCAAGGCUGGGUCCUCACUAUGUCAUUCCCUUUCCUUAUAAGUACGUGAGUGUUUUGCUAAGAGGAGAGGAAUCUUCUCUAUUUCCUGUGCAUAUUAUCAGUAGUUUGAAUUUCUCCAGUUUCUUAUAGAAGAAGCAUGAUGAAUUAAUAAAAAACUGAGCCCUAAGAUCUGUGAACAUGCUAGAGGUGUGAUGGUCCAAGCAGUGCUGACCGUCUGCCUGUCCAGCAGGUGAGGUCAGUAGGAGCCAGGCCACCGGCUGUGUCUUCCACUCUGCAGUGAAGAGCCAUGUGGUGUGAGGGCUUGUGGAUGGCUGAGGAGGUGGCCACCUGCUUGCUCCUGUGCAUAUGGCAUCUUGCCUUCUAUCCCUCACCUGUCCCCAGAAGGCCUUGGCAGGGAUGCUUCAAGCAAUAACACUGUCCAGAGAUCAACUCCUCCAUGCUCUACCGUGCCAGGGUUGGCCCUAUUAUGAGGUUAGGUCUUCAGGGUUUGAAACCAAACAGUGAGGGGCAUUCAUUUCAGGCUUUGAACCCAUUUUCUAUGAACGGAGACUGGUCUUCACUGCCUAUACUGAGAGGAGCUUUGAAGCAAGGAGGUCUAAGAAGUGUCUUUUCCCUCAGAAUGUGCUGUGGUGUUCGUUCUCUGCCACACUCCAUCCAUCAGGGUGAUGCAGCUUUAACAUGAAUGUCACAUUUUAUUUUCAAGGAAUUAUUACCUAUGUCCCCUUUGUAAAGGAGAGAUAUUAUUGUAAAUCUUUUUAUUAAAUAAUGUAAAGAUGUAUAUCUGUAUUUUUGGAUCAUGGAUUAUGGAUAUAUUGUUUAAUAAAUAAAAUAUUUUUGGGAAGAAACA